AUGAAUUCUAACGGAAAAUAUGUGCUCAUCGACGUUGAGCCUGGAGAUGAAAUCGUAAUUUCCGGAAUUGCCGGUAGAUUUCCUGAUACUGAUAACAUGAAGCAGCUCCAAGAGAAUUUAUUUAAUAAAGUAGAUCUUGGUUCGGAUGACUGUCGACGCUGGCAACAUGAACAUCCCGACAUACCAAAACGCUCAGGAAAGGUCAAUAACAUCGAGAAAUUUGAUGCGGAAUAUUUUGAUGUACCUUUCAACCAA
Molecule: messenger RNA, 255 nt
Organism: Dinoponera quadriceps
Lineage: Eukaryota; Metazoa; Arthropoda; Insecta; Hymenoptera; Formicidae
Product: fatty acid synthase-like
Exons: 2
Molecular function (GO): acyltransferase activity
Source: RefSeq, a predicted model, not a curated record